This is a messenger RNA of Rhodotorula toruloides NP11, 831 nucleotides long. RefSeq names its product TRAF-like zinc finger. The transcript has 5 exons. Gene Ontology annotation, biological process: multicellular organism development; proteasome-mediated ubiquitin-dependent protein catabolic process. Gene Ontology annotation, molecular function: ubiquitin protein ligase activity; ubiquitin conjugating enzyme binding. Bases 1 to 831 code for a protein of 276 amino acids. Gene Ontology annotation, cellular component: cytoplasm. The record is from RefSeq and is a predicted model, not a curated record. NCBI's taxonomy places the organism in Eukaryota, Fungi, Basidiomycota, Microbotryomycetes, Sporidiobolales, Sporidiobolaceae.
AUGGGCGCCGACAAGGAGCGUUUCACGACGACGCUGCCAAAUCACCUCCAUUGCCGAGCGUGUGUCGAGAUCUCCUACCCCGCCGUCAUCGUCUGCUCCCAAGGACACCACCUCUGCCGACCCUGCGCGGAGAAGAUCGAAGAGUCUGGCGAGCUAGAAUGCCCGCUGUGUCUGCGGCCUAUGAAGCUGCCGCUGAGGGAGUCGCUGCUCCUGCGACGCGCGGUGGAGGAUUACGAAUUUACCUGCCGACAUGAAGGAUGCGACUGGAUUGGCUCUGUUGUGGAUGAAGAUGAGCAUGCGGAUAAGUGCGAAUUUGGUCCGGUUGCCUGCUCGUUGAUGCAAGCACACCUCAUCGAGGAGUGUGCACAGUGGAAAUGCAUCGAAGGUUGCGAAACAAGGACAACACGCGCCAACCUCGCUCAACAUGAAGCAGCCUGCAAGGCAUCGACAGCUCGCAUCCUCGAACUGGAAGCGACACUCGAAGCGCAUGAGCUCAAGGUCUCAGCACUGAAGCAGGCCUUGGCACGGUCAAAGGCCGCUCUCGAGGCCAUCAGGGACGACAACACCGAAAUACGGGUUCCCCGCCCCGUCAGGAGACGCCGCAGACCGCAGCGCAUGGUGGGCUUGCCUCAAGAGGAGCUAUCUAACGAGGACAAAGCCACACCGUCAACUCCUGACAAGAUCCCGAAACUUGAAGCCGUUCCGGACGACACGGCAUUGAACCCGCUUCCAUCUCCCGCCGCGACACAGCGUCUAUUCCGAACUCGUUCUUCCAGCGUCUCACCAGCUCUGCCGGACGUCAAAAAGCCGCGCCUCUUGAGCACCGAUUGA